Molecule: messenger RNA, 2901 nt
Organism: Rhinocladiella mackenziei CBS 650.93
Lineage: Eukaryota; Fungi; Ascomycota; Eurotiomycetes; Chaetothyriales; Herpotrichiellaceae
Exons: 4
Coding region: 1-2901 (966 amino acids)
Cellular component (GO): kinesin complex
Molecular function (GO): protein binding; ADP binding
Source: RefSeq, a predicted model, not a curated record
AUGUCUGGUAUCGGCGAGGCCAGCCUCGUGCUCGGCCUGAUUUCGUCUAUCAUCGCGAUAUACGAUGGCGCUCACGAGAUCUACGACGCGGCGAGCGACGUCAACCGCCUCCCUCGGAAGUUUCAGCUCGCCGCCGAGCAGAUCCCCUUGGUGCUCCAUAUUCUCGGUCUUGCAGAACGGAAUAUCAGAGCCAGCGGUGUGAGCCAGGAUGCGCUGCAGAAUGCGACUCCAAUUCUAGAACGGUGCAAGGAGAGUGCCGCGGUGGUCAAGGAGAUUUUCGACAAAACUGUACCUUCUAAAGAUGCCACGAGGAGCGAGCGGUACAAGAAGGCGGUGGGGAUCAAGUUGAAGAGCAACAAGGUGAAGGAGCAAAUGGAAGAGGCGGUCAAGAGCAUGCAACUCCUUGCGCUAUAUCAAUUGUUUCAAGAUGCUGAGGCGCUGAAGGAUAUCCAGGAGGCCCUCGAGCAGCUUGGCCAGGUUCCUGACGAGGAGCCGCCACCUCACUUCGUCCACUCCGGCUGCGGGCCACUGAACGCACAUACGGGGACAGGCAACGUGGAAAGUUACAGCCACUUCGGACCCGGUGAUAUUUACAAGAAGGUAGACUUCAGCUUUCGAAAACCUGUCGGAGUCUGCCUCGGCCAAGUGCCCUGUAUCGACUCGAAACUUUUCGUCGGACGCGAAUCUGAACUCGACGAGAUGAAAGUCGUUCUGCAGUCAGUGGACCCGUCCUUCGGGGAGCGACGGGUAGUUCUCGGUGGAACAGGUGGCAUCGGCAAGACGCAGCUGGCCAUCGCCUACGCCCGGCACAACCACAACGUUUACGAUUCGGUACUCUGGUUCGAUGCGGCCUCGGAGAUCACACUCAAGGACAGUCUCCGGUCGAUGGCUCAAGUGAUCUUUGAUGCCCAGGAGCCCGGAGUCCUUAAGGGCGAGCAAACUCUAGCUCACGUGCAUCGGUGGCUGUCAGAUCCCAAGAACACUCGAUGGCUACUGAUAUACGAUAAUUAUGAUGAUCCGGGACGAUUUCGUAUCGAAGCCUACUACCCACCCGUUUCUCAUGGAGCUAUUAUUGUGACCACACGUCGGCCUGAUUUGGUUCACGGAAAGCCAGUCCGUGUCCAGCCGAUCCUCGACGUUGAGGAAAACCUGAAGAUUUUGCAAACUCGAUCUGGACGGGAAGGCGUUGAAGCUGACCCUCAUGCGAGACGCCUGGCGGAGCGACUUGAUGGUCUUCCGCUGGCUUUGGCCACCGCCGGGGCAUAUCUCUCUCAGAGCACAUUCACGUUUGAGCGAUACCUCCAGGAAUAUGAGUGCCGCUGGAACUUUGACGUGCGGCGACCUCAGCAACUCCAGGAGUACCAGAAUCGGACACUUUACACGACCUGGGAUCUAUCCUAUACCCGCCUCGAGAUCGAGGAUGCUGAAGCCGCGAAGUUCUUAAAAUCACUGGCCUACUUCGACCAUCAAAGCCUGUGGUAUGAACUAUUCCUUGGGGGACUUACAGACGACACGCCGCAGUGGCUCCAAGAUAUUGUCAGCAACGAUGUUGAUUUUGAGAGCGUGAUGAGAAGGCUGACAGCUUACUGCUUUUUGGAAGUGCGAGUGCCGCUCCAGUCGUGGAGUAUGCAUACCUGCGUACACGACUGGACCUUAGCAGCGCUGAACACGACUAUCGACGUCCAGCAGUAUUGGUACGCUGUUGACUCCGUUGGUGCAUCUGUCGAUGAGGAUGACUGGCAGAUUCUAGGACACCUCAAGUACACUCGGCUAGUUGCUCAUGCAAGGUGGGUCGCACAAGACCGCUUUUGUGGACAUGGGCUGGGCGACAACAUUGUCCUCGACCGACUUGAAAAAGUAUUCACAAUUGCACUUUUACUUCAACAACAAAUCCAGCUGGGCGAGGCGGAGCAGAUGUAUCGACGGGCGCUGACUGGGUAUGAGAAGACACUAGGAGCUGAGCACAUAUCGACCCUCGGUACAGUUAACAAUCUCGGCCUUCUCUAUACUAAGCAAGGUAAGCUGAGCGAGGCGGAGCAGAUGUAUCGACGGGCCUUAGCUGGGAUGAAGAAGGUGCUGGGAGUGGACCACCUAUCGACCAUCAAUACCGUUAAUAACCUCGGUCUUCUAUAUGCUGAGCAGAGUAAGCUGAACGAGGCGGAGCAGAUGUAUCAACGGGCGUUAACUGGGUACGAGAAGGUAUUUGGAGUGGACCAUCUAUCAACCCUGAGUACCUUUAACAAUCUCGGUAAUCUCUAUGCUGAGCAAGGCAAGCUGAGCGAGGCGGAGCAGAUGUAUCGACGGGCCUUAGCUGGGCGCGAGAAGGUGUCUGGAGUGGACCACCUAUCAACCCUCGAUACUAUUAACAAUCUCGGCCUUCUCUAUCGUUACCAAGGCAAGCUAGGUGAGGCGGAGCAGAUGUAUCAACGGGCGCUAACUGGGUACGAGAAAACACAAGAAGCCGGGCACACAUCAACACUAAGUACCGUUAAUAACCUCGGACUACUCUAUCAUGACCAGGGCAAGCUAAGCGAGGCGGAGCUGAUGUAUCGACGGGCGCUAGCUGGAUACGAGAAGGCGCUGGGAUCGAACCAUACAUCUACCCUUAUUACCGUUAACAAUCUCGGCAAGCUGAGCGAGGCGGAGCUGAUGUAUCGACGGGCGCUAGCCGGGAAGGAGAAGGCGCUAGGCGCGAACCAUAUAUCGACCCUAAGUGUCAUUCACAAUCUCGGCCUUCUCUAUGCUCAGCAAGGCAAGCUGAGCGAGGCGGAGCAGAUGUAUCGACGGGCGCUGGCUGGGUACGAGAUGGCGUUGGGAGUUGAUCACACAUCGACCCUUACUAUUGCUCACAACCUCGGCCUUCUCUAUGCUAAGCAAGGCAAGCUGGGCGAGGCGGAGUAG